GGACAUUGCAGUCGAUCAAAGGAGGAGAGAGCGGAAGAGGCGGGGUAGCGCGGGUGUCAUUCAACGCUCUGCCUAGCGACCGGACCGGAAGUAGGCCUCUAGCCACGCCUAGGCCUUCCCUUUUGGUCUCCUUGGUGACCGCGGCGAUGCUCCGCGCUCUGGGCUUCCCUCGCUGCCCGCUUCGGAUGCUCCGAGUCCCGAAUCGAAGCGUCGCCGACGGGCAGGCCGCAACGCCGGUGCCGGUCUCGUACUGCGUCUUCGACGGGGCCUCCGCGCGGCCGCCCCUCGUCUUGCUCCACGGGCUUUUCGGGAACAAAGGCAACUUCGCCUCUCUGGCCAAGGCGAUCGUGCGGCGGAGCGGGCGCAAGGUGCUGACGGUGGACGCCCGCAACCACGGCGACAGCCCCCACCACCCGCUGAUGACCUACGAGGCCAUGAGCGACGACGUGCGGCUCCUCCUGCGCCAGCUGCGCCUGGACCGCUGCGUCCUGGUCGGGCACAGCAUGGGCGGCCGGACGGCCAUGGCGGUGGCCCUGCGGUGGCCGGAGCUGGUGGAGCGGCUUCUCUGCGUGGACAUCAGUCCGAGCGGGACCUCCGCCGUCUCCAGCCUCGGGCGCUUGGUGGAGGCCCUGAAGGCCGUGGAGCUCCCCGAGGGCGUCCCUCUCUCCACGGCACGCCGCCUGGUCCAGGAGCAGCUGCGCAAGGACAUCCAGGAUCUGUCCGUCCUCCGGUUCCUGCUCACCAACCUGGUCUCGGCCGAGGGUCGCGUCGUGUGGCGGGUCAACCUGGACGCUGUCUCCCGUCACCUAGACGGUCUCACGCGCCUCCCGUCCUUCGAGGCGCCCUACUCGGGACCCGUCCUCUUCCUUGGCGGUGCCAAGUCUCCCUACAUCAGCUCCGAGGACUUCCCUGAGAUUGAAAGGCUCUUCCCGGAGGCGGAGAUCGAGUACGUUCCCGAUGCCGGCCACUGGGUCCACGCCGACCAGCCCCAGCACUUUGUGGACGCCGUCUGCCGCUUCCUGGAGCAGCCUCCGUCGUAGUUCCCGGACAAGGCACCAAAACUCCCGCCCCGACAGUCGGACAAUAACCAUGAGGUGGAAUGCCUCCCGACAGAACCGGCUGGGAUGCCUCUGGACUCGUUGCUUGUACAGUAUUUAAUAAUAAAUAAUGUAUCGGUUUCGUA
This is a messenger RNA of Anolis carolinensis (green anole), 1183 nucleotides long. It is a transcript of the gene abhd11, whose product is annotated as abhydrolase domain containing 11. Gene Ontology annotation, molecular function: carboxylic ester hydrolase activity. Gene Ontology annotation, cellular component: mitochondrion. The record is from RefSeq and is a predicted model, not a curated record. The transcript has 6 exons. Bases 147 to 1040 code for a protein of 297 amino acids. Lineage: Eukaryota; Metazoa; Chordata; Lepidosauria; Squamata; Anolidae.